Messenger RNA from Artibeus jamaicensis (Jamaican fruit-eating bat), 2369 nucleotides. It is a transcript of the gene CPT2, whose product is annotated as carnitine palmitoyltransferase 2. NCBI's taxonomy places the organism in Eukaryota, Metazoa, Chordata, Mammalia, Chiroptera, Phyllostomidae. Gene Ontology annotation, cellular component: mitochondrion. The record is from RefSeq and is a predicted model, not a curated record. Gene Ontology annotation, molecular function: carnitine O-palmitoyltransferase activity. Gene Ontology annotation, biological process: fatty acid beta-oxidation. The transcript has 5 exons. Bases 109 to 2085 code for a protein of 658 amino acids.
GCGAACUGCGCAGGCGUUCACGACGCGGCGUCUGCUGCCGGGGACACCCCUGACUGUGCAACAGAACUCCCCAUCGCCGGUGUUCUGCUGCUGCAGCCUCCUGAGACCAUGGUGGCCCGCCUGCUACUGCGUGCCUGGCUGCGGGGCCCCGCCGUGGGCUCGGGCGCGCCCCGUCGGCGCCUGACCACUGACUCCGGGCCGGGCCAGUUCCUGCAGCGCAGCAUCGUGCCCACUAUGCACUACCAGGACAGCCUGCCCAGGCUGCCUAUUCCCAAACUUGAAGACACAAUUAGGAGAUACCUCAGUGCGCAGAAGCCUCUCUUGGAUGAUGGGCAGUUCAGGAAAACAGAAGAAUUUUGCAAGAGUUUUGAAAAUGGGAUCGGCCAAGAACUGCACAAGCAGCUGGUUGCUCAGGACAAGCAGAAUAAACACACGAGCUACAUUUCAGGCCCCUGGUUUGAUAUGUACUUAACUGCUCGAGACUCCAUUGUCCUGAACUUUAACCCGUUUAUGGCAUUCAACCCUGACCCGAAGUCUGAGUAUAAUGACCAGCUCACCCGAGCGACCAACAUGACUGUGUCUGCCCUCCGGUUUAUGAAGACACUCCGGGCCGGCCUUUUGGAGCCGGAAGUGUUUCACUUGAACCCUGUCAAAAGUGACACUGAUACCUUCAAGAGACUCAUACGCUUUGUGCCUUCCUCUCUGUCUUGGUAUGGUGCCUAUUUGGUCAAUGCAUAUCCACUGGAUAUGUCCCAGUAUUUUCGGCUUUUCAAUUCAACUCGUUUACCUAGACCUAGUCGGGAUGAACUCGUCACUGAUGACAAGGCCAGGCACCUCCUGGUCCUGAGAAAAGGAAAUUUCUACGUCUUUGAUGUCCUGGAUCAGGAUGGGAACAUUGUGAGUGCCUCUGAAAUCCAGGCCCAUCUGAAGUACAUUCUCUCAGACAAUAGCCCUGCCCCUGAGUUCCCACUGGCGUAUCUGACCAGUGAGAACCGAGAUGUGUGGGCAGAGCUCAGACAGAAGCUAGAGAGUGGCGGCAACGAGGAGGCCCUGAGGAAGGUGGACUCUGCUGCGUUCUGCCUCUGCCUGGAUGACUUCCCCAUUAAGGACCUUGUCCAUUUGUCCCACAACAUGUUGCAUGGUGAUGGCACAAACCGCUGGUUUGACAAAUCCUUUAACCUCAUUAUAGCCAAGGACGGCACUGCCGCUGUCCACUUUGAGCAUGCUUGGGGCGAUGGUGUCGCAGUGCUCAGGCUUCUCAAUGAAGUGUUUAAAGAUAGCACUCAGGCCCCGGCCAUCACCCCGCAGGGCCAGCCAGCCAGCACCGACUCUUCUGUGGCGGUGCAGAAACUCCAGUUCAGGCUGAAUGAUGCCUUAAAGACUGGCAUCAGUGCUGCCAAGGAGAAGUUCGAUGCCACCAUGAAAACCCUCACCAUUGAUUUCAUCCAGUUUCAGAGAGGAGGGAAAGAAUUCUUGAAGAAGCAGAAGCUGAGCCCUGACUCAGUGGCCCAGCUGGCCUUCCAGAUGGCCUUUUUUCGGCAAUAUGGCAAGACGGUGGCCACCUAUGAGUCCUGCAGCACCGCAGCAUUUAAGCAUGGUCGCACUGAGACCAUCCGCCCUGCCUCCAUCUUCACGAAGAGGUGCUCUGAGGCUUUCGUCAGGGAGCCCUCCAAGCACAGCGCUGGAGAGCUUCAGCAGAUGAUGGCCGAGUGCUCCAAGUACCAUGGCCAGCUGACCAGAGAAGCAGCCAUGGGUCAGGGCUUUGACCGACACUUAUUUGCUCUGCGGUACCUGGCAGCAGCCAAAGGGGUUGCCCUGCCUGAGCUAUACCUGGACCCUGCAUAUGGGCAGAUAAACCACAAUAUCCUGUCCACAAGCACGCUGACCAGCCCAGCAGUGAACAUUGGUGGCUUUGCCCCAGUGGUCCCUGAUGGCUUUGGCAUUGGGUAUGCUGUUCAUGACAACUGGAUAGGCUGCAAUGUCUCCUGUUACCCAGGCCGCAAUGCCAGGGAGUUUCUCCAGUGUGUACACAAGGCCUUAGAGGACAUGUUUGAUGCCAUGGAAGGUAAAUCCAUCAAAACUUAGCUUCUGGGCAGGUUAAAAACCUCUAUUGCUUCAUCAACAUGAAAAUUGAGGCCCCUGUAGCCAAUAGGUGCUCUUCUGUGACUAAUGAAACUAAUCAUGAGGUGCCUGUGCAUUCAAGUCUUGUGGUUUUAAAGUUAAACAUGUAAUUUCUAAGUGGAUUAGAUCCCAAUUAAAAAUGAUAUGAGAUUUAAAUUUUAAGGGCAUUUGGUCAGGAGGUAGGAUUUGGAAAAAUAACUCAGGGUAUUUAUUGUUGAAGCAGAAAUAAAAUUUAAUUGUUGCCUAGA